Drosophila arizonae is the source of this 1573-nucleotide messenger RNA. It is a transcript of the gene bip1, whose product is annotated as THAP domain-containing protein bip1. Lineage: Eukaryota; Metazoa; Arthropoda; Insecta; Diptera; Drosophilidae. The record is from RefSeq and is a predicted model, not a curated record.
AUGGCCGCCAGUCGCACAGAAUGCGAUUGGUUCCUGCGCACCAGCAUGAGCAUACUUGGACAGAACGCAAUCACAAUCAAGCGGAGCUACCUGAGAGCCAUACCUUUAUUGUGGCUGCACAAGUCAACGCCUUACAUUCGUAAAGCUUUUGUGAAGAAUUCAACAAAACGAGCCAUAAAGAGAUCUAGCUCUAAUCGUGUCAGGCAAAAGCACGCCACACACACACACGCACACAGUCACAACGCACACUGUGGCGUGCAGGAAGGUUAUUCAACUCAACAGAUUUCACCACACACCAUGAGCAGUCUACGCAUUUGCAAAGCCAUGUCGCUGCAUCCCAGCGCAAAUCUCUCGAAUAAUCAUAUCAAUUCUAGGAUAUGCCUAAUGCCAGGUUGCAAGGCCAGCCCUUCGGAGCUACGUCGCUUUCCAGUACACGACAUAGAUCGCUGCAACUAUUGGCUGCGCCAAUUCGGAUUGAACGACCAACUGGUGCAGGAACUUGGCGGCGUGAAAAGGCUGCGCAUCUGCCUGUGGCAUUUUAGCCAGCGCAACGCAAUGGCUAAGACGCGCAUCAAGACGACGCCACUGCGCUUAAACAAGCCAAACAAAAUAACCACCACAACAGGAGCAACAACAGCAACAACAGAAGCAGCAGUAGCGACAUCUGCCAAACCGAUGGCAGACAGCACAACAACAAUUGAGCUUGUCGAUAGCUCCAGUGGGAAUUCAYUGAAGCAGUCCAUGCAGGAGAAGUCGGUGACUACAAUAACACCUGUGCCGCAACGCUCCCACUCGAUAUGCUCCUCCUCGUCCAUCUCCAGCGAUGUGCAGUCCAUYAGCUCGGACUACGAGGCCAGCAUGCCGUUGUCCGCUCUGGUGGAUGCACAUGCUCAGAAUGGUAAUGGGCUGGCGAAGAAGCGCAAACUGUAUUUGAUAACUGAAAAGUCGGAUGAGAAGAAUGGAAAUACGUUGCCCAAUGGCCAGAAGAGGAAAAUGUUUGUGGUUGUGGAACAGGAGAAGGAUACGGCUGCUAAAAAGCUGAUGAUCGUCACAGACAAGCCGCAGGCAAAUCUCACACAGCAUCUGGAGAAGUUUCUGCCAGAGAUACUAAGCUGCAUCCAGGGCAAGGAACAGGCGCAGGCGCAGGUCAAGUUGCCGACGAUCAAGCAUCAGGUGACAAUCAAGCAGGAGUCACUGCCCACGAAGCCAGCUCCUAUUGUGAAUAAGCCGCACAUAACGCUGCCGCCCAAGAAGAAUCCCACCAACUUUGUCAAAUUGGAGGGCUCACCUGGCAUUAAUCUACCGGCCAGCAUGUCCAUUAUGCCCGUGGAGCCGGUCAAAGAGUCGCCGCCAGUACCAGAGACUGAGACCAACAUUAAUCUGUCGCCCGACUUUCGGUUUCUCAUGAAGAUUCUACCCAAGCUGGAGCAGCUGCCCGAGCCGCACAAACAGCACGUCAAGCGCUCUAUACAGAUCUUUGUGGAGGAGAGCUACAGCCACUAUGGCAAGAAGGAGUAGCAACACCUAGUUAUAUAAAUUAUCAUUUUAAUUAGGUAUUUCGUUUAAGGUUCCA